AUGUCGGCCGCGUCUAAGCGUGUUGGCUGCCUGACCGGACUCCUGGUUACAGAUCUGAUUUUGCUCCUCUGUGUCGUCGUUGGCAUCUUUAAGAUCAACUGGAAGCUGGACCAGGUCCAGAACCAACUGGUCGCCAACGACGAUUUCGUGCAACACAUCAGUUUUUUCCUGAGUGAGCGCCAGCGUUUCCUGUGUGCGCACCAGGACUUUGUGCGGCAGUACAAGCAGUUCGAGCCCGCGCUGAAAUUGCCGGAGAACAUGCAAGAAGACGAGCCGCAGAACCGCAUGCCGGUGGAGCGGCGGAUGGAUGCCAGUCUGAACGCCAUGCAGCUCUUCUUAAAAGCUCAUCUUUUGGAGUUAUCGCAACAAGAGCGGCGGUUGGACGCCAUUCUCCGCGCCAUACUACUCGAGCAGCAGCAGGUAAUCGCCACCCUCAACUCUGACGAAGAACACACCCAAACAGUGUUGAGUCAACGUCUGACGGCCGCAGAAAAAAACACUCGGAGAAAAACUCGGGUCUCUGAGCAGGAAGACAUUAAAGGGCUCCAAGAUAAUUCUGUCGUACUGAGCAGCAGUCUGAGCGCCCUGCUUCACCGCACGGAAAACACCCAGGAGGAAAUAGGUCACCUGCGUCAGGAUUACGACAACGCGGGUGAGUGCGUGUUCACCUGCAGGGGCUUGCUCGAUGCAGUCCAAAAGGUGCUGGGGUUGCAAAGACAACUCGGACAGCAGAUGACGCAAAUAUCGGCCGACACGACAAAGCAAGGCGACCAGCUCAGCAGCCUCAACGACACUUCGGAUAAAUCCAAACAACAGCCGUGUGACUGCUGCGCCGACGGUUGGGAGCCCCACUCUAUAAAUUGCUACAAAAUUGUUAAUAACUCGUUACCGAUGUUGAAAGCUAAGCAGGACUGCGAGGCCCAGGGUGCCCAGCUCCCCCAAGUCGAAGACCGAGCCGAGCAGAAGUUCAUCUCGCGAUUCAUUUACAAUGCAAAACUAAUAACUGAAGAAGUUGAAAAGAAUUUGGAUGACCGCCAGAAAACGAAAGGUAUUUCCGCUUGGAUCGGCUUAGGCGACGACAAGAACGAAGGACAUUUCAAAUGGCUUGACGGCCAAAAUUUGACUGAGCCCAUUUUUUGGAGGAUCGGGGAACCCAAUAACUUCAAGAACAAAUAUGGCAAGGAUCAAGACUGCGUGGUUAUUUUACCCCCGGACGAUAUGGUAACGGACGAGUUUGAGAAAUGGAAGGACACACAGUUUAACACGUGGGACGAUCUCGCUUGCAAAAACAAACGAUACUAUCUGUGCAAGAGGAUAAGGGCAAAAGAUACCUAAACUUUUGUAACUCAAAUGAUCCCCGCCCAUUGGAAAUGAAUGGAAAUCGAUUCAGUCUGUGCUGAGCCCUCCUAAAACCGCCGUUUUAGUUCAAGUUAAAGUAUCAAUGAUUGUCACACACACACACUAGGUGUGGUGAAAUUUGUCCUCUGCAUUUGACCCAUCCCCUUGUUCACCCCCUGAGCUCAUACUCCCAACAAGCUCUUUCAGCUUCGUUCCCACAGUGUUGGAUUCAAGAACUCCUUCAUUCUGCACUCCAUCCAGCUGUAUAAUCACUCGCCAUACAGCAAUAGAUGAUAUCUGUCUAUUACCACACCGCUUCUAUGU
This is a messenger RNA of Entelurus aequoreus (snake pipefish), 1662 nucleotides long. RefSeq names its product C-type lectin domain family 4 member F-like. The coding region runs from base 1 to 1335 and encodes 444 amino acids. The record is from RefSeq and is a predicted model, not a curated record. Lineage: Eukaryota; Metazoa; Chordata; Actinopteri; Syngnathiformes; Syngnathidae. The transcript has a single exon.